CACACUAGUCGCGAUGUAAACAAAAAUUCGCAAAAACACCGUGUUAUUUAUAUUUGCGGUUUGUAAUUAUAAAAUAAUAUUUUUUACACCCUAAAAUACGUGGAAACAUUUAUUUCUAAAAGAAAAAAAAAACAUUUUACUUUAAAGAAGUUGAUAUUUUUUAUUAGUGACAAUUCUAACCUCAAAUAAUGGACUCGAAAUUCAAAAAUUCACAACAAUCAAAAAUGAAAAUGGAAGAACAUGGAGUUAUUAAUAAUCUUGAGGAACCUUGGAGUUUGAAAAAAUUUAAAGAAAAAUUCGCAAUAAAAAUAGUGAAAGAAUCGGAUAAUAAAAUGGAAUUAGAAUUCGAUUUAAUUGAAUGUCAAACAUCUUUGGCAAAUGCAAUUCGAAGAAUUCUUAUAAGCGAAGUUCCAUCAAUGGCAAUUGAGAGGGUUUUUAUAAAAAAUUACAAUAGUAUAAUGCAAGAGGAAGUAUUUGCACAUAGACUAGGUCUUGUACCACUUCUAGCUGAUCCUCGAUUAUUCGAAUAUCCAUCUAAUGAAAAAAAUCAAGAUGACUAUUUCAGUGCUCAAGAAAAUUUAAGAUUCGAAUUAAAAGCCACGUGUACAUACAAUAAACAUGCUUCGAAAGAAUCUAGAAGACUCGAUGAAAUGUACAUUAAUCACAAGGUUUACAGUAAAGAUAUAAAAUGGAUUCCAAUUGAUGGACAAUUGGAAAUAUUUCGAGGAGGAGAUGAACAAGUUGGAGUUAUUCAUAAAGAUAUUUUGCUUAAUGAAUUAAAUCCUGGUCAAGAGUUGCAUAUUUUUAUGCAUGCUGUCAAAGGCAUUGGAAAGGAUCACGCUAAAUUUUCUCCUGUUUCAACUGCAUUUUAUAGACUAUUGCCAAAAAUCACAAUUUUGAGACCCGUUAAAGGUGAAAUGGCAGAAAAAUUAAAAAAUUGCUUUAGUCCAGGUGUAAUUGAAAUAGCGAAAAAUAAAUCAGGUGAAAAAGAAGCUAAAGUAGCAAAUUCUCGUUAUGAUAGUUGUUCUCGUAAUGUUGAACGACAUGAAGAUUUAAAGGAUUCUGUUCUAUUGGAACGUGAACCGAAUCAUUUUAUUUUCACUAUCGAAUCUGUUGGAGCUCUUUCAUCGUCUAUUUUAUUUAUUGAAGCUGUUAAAAUUCUUAAAGAAAAAUGCAGGACAUUUAUCGACGAACUAAACGCUAUUAAUUAAGUAUUACUUUUUUUUAAAAAUAUUUUGACAAAAAAAUAAUUUCCAAAAAGUUUAUUCAGUAUUUUUUAAAUAUUUUUUUUUUAUUACUUUAAGAUUAUAAAAAACAAAAGUUAUGUUUCUUUUUUUUAACAUAUUUAAACAUUUAUCUUUAAUAUUUUAUUUAAUCUGUGCAAUUUUAAAAAUAAUAACAGUAUUAAAUAAUUAAAAA
Leptopilina boulardi is the source of this 1419-nucleotide messenger RNA. Its product is annotated as DNA-directed RNA polymerases I and III subunit RPAC1-like. The record is from RefSeq and is a predicted model, not a curated record. Gene Ontology annotation, cellular component: RNA polymerase III complex; RNA polymerase I complex. The transcript is spliced from 7 exons. Bases 189 to 1211 code for a protein of 340 amino acids. Gene Ontology annotation, biological process: DNA-templated transcription. Gene Ontology annotation, molecular function: protein dimerization activity. NCBI's taxonomy places the organism in Eukaryota, Metazoa, Arthropoda, Insecta, Hymenoptera, Figitidae.